UUGUGCGAGUACGGUCACUCUGCUCGGUGGUUGUAAAAUUGUAAAAAUUCCGUGGCUGUCUUCCGUGUCUCCGACUAUAAACGCGAAUUACUCAACAAAGUAGUGGAAUUUACCGUGCGAAAAGCGUGACCAUCCGCCCAACGACCUUGCGGAGUGGAAAAAUGUCCUGUGCGGCCGCCCUUCCGACGGCCAAGGACUCGACAAACGCGGCGAACGCAAAUGCCAGUGGAGGAGCCCCAACAAACAGCAAUACCAACACCAGCACACAGGCGACUGCUGUGGGUGUGGUAGUGAGCAGCAGUGCAACGGGCGGCGGGGGUGGCCCUAUUCCGAAUGGCACCACCUCGUCAUCCUCCACCGCUCCAGGAGGCGUGGCAGCGGGGGGCGCUAACUCGGCGGCCGCCCACGUCCGAAGAUUCUCCAUGGAGGGCGUGGGUGCAAGGGUGAUCCGCGGACCGGACUGGAAGUGGAACAAACAGGAUGGCGGCGAAGGACAUGUGGGCACCGUUCGCAAUUUCGAGUCCGCCGAGGAGGUGGUGGUGGUCUGGGACAAUGGCACCGCUGCCAAUUAUCGCUGCGCCGGAGCCUACGAUCUGCGCAUCCUGGACAGCGCCCCAACUGGCGUGAAGCACGAGGGCACCAUGUGCGACACUUGCCGCCAGCAACCGAUCUUCGGCAUCCGCUGGAAGUGCGCCGAGUGCAUCAACUACGAUCUGUGCUCCAUAUGUUACCACGGCGAUAAGCAUCACCUGAGGCAUCGCUUCUACAGGAUCACAACGCCGGGAGGCGAACGCACCAUGCUGGAACCGCGACGAAAGUCCAAGAAAGUCUUGGCCAGAGGCAUUUUCCCGGGAGCUCGGGUGGUUCGAGGCGUCGACUGGCAGUGGGAGGACCAAGACGGCGGGGUGGGACGGCGUGGCAAGGUCAACGAGAUCCAAGAUUGGUCCUCGGCCUCGCCAAGAUCCGCCGCUUAUGUGAUCUGGGACAAUGGCUCCAAGAAUCUUUAUCGCGUGGGCUUCGAGGGAAUGGCCGAUCUGAAGGUCGUAAACGAUGCCAAGGGCAGCAAUGUGUACCGCGAUCACCUGCCCCUGCUGGGCGAAAACGGACCCGGCAAGGGACCACAUGGCUUCCAGAUCGGCGACAAGGUCACCGUGGAUCUGGACCUGGAAAUCGUGCAAUCUCUGCAGCACGGACAUGGCGGCUGGACCGAUGGCAUGUUCGAGUGCCUGAGCAACGCGGGAAUGGUCGUGGGCAUCGAUGAGGAUCACGAUAUUGUGGUGGCCUACAAUUCCGGCAAUCGCUGGACCUUCAAUCCAGCCGUCCUCACUAAGGUAUCUUCGCCGACGACAGCUCCGCCAGAGUUUCAGGUGGGCGACAUUGUGAAGAUCUGUUCGGAUGUGGAGAGCAUCAAGAUCCUGCAGCGCGGCCAUGGCGAGUGGGCCGAUGCUAUGCAGCUGACGCUGGGCAAAAUUGGUCGCGUGCAGCAGGUCUACCAUGACAAUGACCUCAAGGUGGAGGUGGGCAAUACGUCGUGGACCUACAAUCCGCUGGCCGUUUGCAAGGUGGCCUCCUCCACCGCCUCCGACGGGGGCUGUGCUCCGGUCAUCCCCAGCGGGGAACGUCUCUCGGCCAUUCUCAAGAAGCUCUUCGAGCCGAACGUCUCCGGCGAUGCCACUGAGGAGUUUGUCAAGGCAGCUGCCAAUGGAUUUGCGGCCCGCUGUGAGGAGUACUUGGCCGGGGCAGCUCAACCCUCGACUUCUAGUGCCUCGCCCAGUUCCGGUCCGGAUGUGAAUGUGAAUGGCGUGUUUGCCGGACACACGGCUUUGCAGGCGGCCAGCCAGAAUGGCCACAUCGAGGUCAUACAGGUUCUGCUGCGGCACUCGGUUGACGUGGAGAUUGAGGACAAGGACGGAGAUCGCGCUGUCCACCACGCGGCCUUCGGGGACGAGGCGGCUGUAAUCGAGAUUUUGGCCAAGGCAGGGGCAGAUUUAAAUGCGCGCAACAAGCGACGGCAGACGUCGCUGCACAUAGCCGUCAAUAAGGGCCAUUUGAACGUGGUAAAGACGCUGCUCACGUUGGGCUGCCAUCCCAGCCUUCAGGAUUCCGAGGGCGACACACCUCUGCACGAUGCCAUCUCCAAGGAGCACGACGAGAUGCUCUCCCUACUGCUGGACUUUGGGGCCGACAUCACGUUGAACAACAACAAUGGCUUUAAUGCCCUGCAUCAUGCUGCCCUCAAGGGCAAUCCCAGCGCCAUGAAGAUCCUGCUGACCAAGACAAACCGCCCGUGGAUCGUGGAGGAGAAGAAGGACGAUGGCUACACCGCGCUGCACCUGGCGGCACUCAACAACCACGUUGAGAUUGCCGAGCUGCUCGUGCACAUGGGCAAGGCCAAUAUGGACAGGCAGAAUGUGAAUCUCCAGACGGCCCUGCAUCUCGCGGUGGAGCGUCAGCAUGUGCAGAUUGUCAAGCUGCUGGUGCAGGAUGGUGCCGAUUUGAAUAUACCCGACAAGGAUGGCGACACUCCGCUGCACGAGGCGCUCAGACAUCACACGCUUUCGCAGCUGAAACAACUGCAGGAUGUCGAGGGAUUCGGCAAGCUUUUGAUGGGCCUGAGGAAUGCGAAUAACAAGAAGGCCUCUGCCUCGAUUGCCUGCUUUUUGGCUGCCAACGGCGCUGAUUUGACGCUGAAGAAUCGAAAGCAGCAGACUCCGCUGGACCUGUGUCCCGAUCCCAAUCUCUGCAAGACCCUGGUCAAGUGCUAUAACGAGAGGAAAACCGACGACUCCGAGUUGCCCGGCAAUGUGGCCGGUACGAGUUCGAAUGCCAGGGCAAGAGCCGCCAGCAGUGGCGGUCUAAAUCAAUCCUCUUCGGCCAGUUUGCCGCUGGCUAACUUGGCCUCCAGCUCCACCUUCCCCGCCGCCUCCUCGUCCUCCAUAUUUGCGCUCAACGAAAUGAGUCAGUCGCUGCACGAAGAUGCCCCCAAAUCGACGCCCAGCCUGGAUGAGUGCCUCGUUUGCUCGGAUGCCAAGCGGGAUACGGUGUUCAAGCCCUGCGGCCACGUCAGUUGCUGCGAGACCUGCGCUCCGAGGGUGAAGAAGUGCCUCAUCUGCCGGGAGACGGUCUCCUCGCGCGAGAAGAUCGACGAGUGUCUCGUGUGCUCGGAUCGGCGGGCAGCUGUUUUCUUCCGGCCCUGCGGUCACAUGGUUGCCUGCGAGCACUGCAGUGCUUUGAUGAAGAAGUGCGUGCUGUGUCGCACGCAGAUCGAUGAGAUCCUGUCGUUUAGUCUCUGCUGCGGCGGCAGUGGACGACCAGAGAAGGUCACUGCGGCCGCUGGAGGAGCGACUAGCGUGGGUCUGCCGCUUGCAGAGGAACGAUUCAUGGAGGCAGCAGCCGCAAAGGGAGCAGCCUGUUCCAACAACUCGGGCCAUAAUGUAGUCAUGAACAACACUGUUGUUACCCCGGUGGCGGGCAGCAGCAAUCCGCUGAAUAGCCAGAACAAUCUGCUGGCCGCUGCAGCAGCCUCUUCGAAUGUCUCGAAUCUAGCGGCCGGUGGAAGCGUGAUGGUGGCCCCCUCCAAUGUCAACAACUUCCAGAUGGACGUGGUGCAGAAAUUGAAACAGCAGUUGCAGGACAUCAAGGAGCAGACCAUGUGCCCCGUCUGCUUCGACCGCAUCAAGAACAUGGUCUUUCUGUGUGGCCACGGCACCUGCCAGAUGUGCGGCGACCAGAUAGAGGGAUGUCCCAUCUGCCGCAAGACGGUGGAGAAACGCAUCCUGCUCUUCUGAAGCCCCUUCCCGGCCCACACAUUCCGCGCACAGUCUGCACAGCCUUCGAAGUAUUAGGAUAUUUAACGGACUCACAUUCUUAUAAACACACAAUACACAAUAUCAUAUAUAUAACUAUAUAUCGAUGGUCUUAUAAAGCAAAAAUAUAUUUUUAACAAAUAUUCAAACAAA
Messenger RNA from Drosophila takahashii, 3959 nucleotides. It is a transcript of the gene mib1, whose product is annotated as mind bomb 1. Gene Ontology annotation, biological process: endocytosis; Notch signaling pathway; protein ubiquitination. Lineage: Eukaryota; Metazoa; Arthropoda; Insecta; Diptera; Drosophilidae. The record is from RefSeq and is a predicted model, not a curated record. Gene Ontology annotation, molecular function: ubiquitin-protein transferase activity; zinc ion binding; protein binding. Gene Ontology annotation, cellular component: cytoplasm.